Bufo bufo (common toad) is the source of this 1035-nucleotide messenger RNA. RefSeq names its product olfactory receptor 6-like. Lineage: Eukaryota; Metazoa; Chordata; Amphibia; Anura; Bufonidae. Gene Ontology annotation, molecular function: olfactory receptor activity; G protein-coupled receptor activity. Gene Ontology annotation, cellular component: membrane. The transcript is spliced from 2 exons. The record is from RefSeq and is a predicted model, not a curated record. Gene Ontology annotation, biological process: G protein-coupled receptor signaling pathway. Bases 1 to 1035 code for a protein of 344 amino acids.
AUGAGAGUUGUGUUGCCUGACAUGUCCCUUGCAAUAGGUGCUGGAGUGGACCUUGAUGAGUCGCAGAGUCGCCCUCCAAAGAGAGAUCAAGGAAGGCCAAUGGUGGAGAACAAUGUGACCGCAGCAACGGAAUUUUUCCUUUUAGGAUUUCAAACCAGCCAAUUUUCUCGAAUUUUCCUGUUCUGUCUUCUUCUGGUGGUUUACUGUGGGACAAUAUGUGGGAAUCUUCUGAUCACCACACUGGUGUCUACCAGCAAGAACCUCCAAACUCCAAUGUACUUCUUCAUCUCACAACUGUCCAUCAGUGAUGUCAUGGUGAUCACAAAUAUUGUCCCCAACAUGCUCCAGAUUCUACUGAAUCACGGGAAAACCAUCACUUUUAUUGACUGCAUCACUCAGUUGUAUUUCUUUUGUUCCUCUGAAGCAUUUGAGUGCUUUCUUCUCGCUGUGAUGUCCUAUGACAGAUAUGUGGCCAUCUGUAAUCCUCUACGUUAUGCUUCUAUAAUGACAAAUAUCCAUUGUAUAAAAUUGUCCGCCAUGUGUUGGUUGGCCAGUUUUACUAUUACUUUGACUAACAGCAUAACAAUAUCAAUGUUAGAGUUCUGUGGGCCAAAUGUUAUUGAUCAUUUUUUCUGUGACAUUAUCCUUUUUCUAAAUCUUGCCUGUUCAGACACCUUUAUUAUCCAGUUGGAGAUUUAUGCUAUUGGUAUCCCUAUUAUAUUAAUCCCAACCACAAUCAUUGUAGUGUCUUACACUUAUAUAGUAUUAGCAGUCUUAAGCAUCUCAUCCAGUACCGGUAGACAGAAAGCCUUCUCCACCUGUAGCUCCCACCUCAUUGUGGUCUCCAUUUUCUACUGGACUAUGUUCAUUGUUUAUGUUGUCCCAACAAAAGUCCUAACAUUCUCCAUGGGUAAAAUCCUGUCCAUGCUAUAUACUGUAUUCACUCCUUUGGUUAACCCUAUAAUAUACAGUCUGAGGAAUAAAGACAUCAAGAAAGCCAUACAGGAAACACUUCGUAGGAGUGUGAUCUGGUGA